AUGCCCACCUCGUACCAAUGGAAAACGUACACUCAAUGGGCGGAAAAAUGGGGUGAUAUCAUCUCUGUCACACUGCUCGGUCAACCCAUCGUUGUUGUCAGCUCGCUUAAGCAUGUCACGGAGCUGCUCGAGCGACGAAGCGCACUAUACUCCGACAGACCGAGACUCACUGUCGGCGGGAAGAUUGUCGGAUGGGAUCGCAUUGUUGUACUGAGUCCUUAUGGUCCACGCCUCCGUGAAGCACGCCGCUUGCUGUCACGGUGGUUCGGCUCCAAAAGUAGCGUGGCUCGUUUUGCGCCAAUGCUGCAGCACGAAACAAGCAAAUACCUCUUGGACCUUCGGCGCAGCCCGGAGCAAUUUGUAGCCCACAUUAAGAAGUCGGCUGCAGCGAUCAUCCUCAGGAUGACGUAUGGGUACCAGAUCCAGGGCGACAAAGAUCCUUUACUCGAGAUUGUCGACAAAGCAAUGGUUCACUUCACCAUGCUUGUACUGCUGGGCACCUUUCUUGUGGACACUUUCCCGAUUUUGGAGCAUGUGCCAUCCUGGGUACCGGGCACUGACUGGAAGCAGAGGGCUCUACAUGCCCGUCAAGACACAGACGCCAUGCUCAAUGUGCCAUAUAACAUUGUUGAGAAAGAAAUGGCCGCGGGCACAGCUACUCCUAGUUUCCUGUCGGUGAACAUGGAAGGCAACCCGGAUCCUACUGAGGAAUUUCGAAGUAUUCUAAAGACGACAGCUGGUGCACUCUACGCUGGUGGCUCUGAUACCACUGUCUCUACUCUUCACAGCUUCUUCUUGGCCAUGGCUUGCUAUCCUGAGAUACAAAAGAAGGCACAGCAAGAGAUUGACGCUGUUAUUGGCAACGAUCGACUCCCGACCCUAGCUGACCAGGAUUCACUGCCUUAUGUCAAUGCAGUGUGCACCGAACUCCAUCGGUGGAACCCUGUCAUUCCGCUCGGUGGGUAA
Messenger RNA from Fibroporia radiculosa, 966 nucleotides. RefSeq lists its product as uncharacterized. NCBI's taxonomy places the organism in Eukaryota, Fungi, Basidiomycota, Agaricomycetes, Polyporales, Fibroporiaceae. Gene Ontology annotation, molecular function: iron ion binding; oxidoreductase activity, acting on paired donors, with incorporation or reduction of molecular oxygen; heme binding. The transcript has 7 exons. The record is from RefSeq and is a predicted model, not a curated record. The coding region runs from base 1 to 966 and encodes 321 amino acids.